Messenger RNA from Cynocephalus volans (Philippine flying lemur), 2697 nucleotides. RefSeq names its product integrator complex subunit 6 like (gene INTS6L). Bases 1 to 2697 code for a protein of 898 amino acids. The transcript is spliced from 18 exons. Gene Ontology annotation, cellular component: integrator complex. NCBI's taxonomy places the organism in Eukaryota, Metazoa, Chordata, Mammalia, Dermoptera, Cynocephalidae. The record is from RefSeq and is a predicted model, not a curated record. Gene Ontology annotation, biological process: snRNA 3'-end processing.
AUGCCCAUCCUGCUGUUCCUCAUAGACACGUCCGCCUCUAUGAACCAGCGCACAGACCUGGGCACCUCCUAUUUGGACAUUGCCAAAGGCGCUGUGGAGUUAUUUUUGAAGUUGCGCGCCCGGGACCCGGCCAGCCGCGGAGACAGGUACAUGCUGGUCACCUACGACGAAUCCCCGUACUGCAUCAAGGCUGGUUGGAAGGAAAAUCACGCAACGUUCAUGAGCGAACUAAAAAAUCUUCAGGCUUCUGGACUUACUACUCUUGGUCAGGCUCUAAGAUCCUCAUUUGAUUUGUUAAAUCUCAAUAGAUUAAUAUCUGGAAUAGACAAUUAUGGACAGGGGAGAAAUCCAUUUUUUUUAGAACCGUCUAUUUUAAUUACCAUCACAGAUGGAAACAAGUUAACAAGUACUGCUGGUGUUCAAGAAGAGCUUCAUCUUCCUUUGCAUUCUCCUCUGCCUGGAAGUGAACUAACCAAAGAACCUUUUCGUUGGGAUCAAAGGUUAUUUGCCCUGGUGUUGCGUUUAACUGGGGUGGCUUCUACUGAACCAGAGCAUCUAGGGAGUGUACCAACUGAUGAAUCUGCCAUCACACAGAUGUGUGAAGUCACAGGAGGUCGCUCUUACUGUGUUAGAACACAAAGAAUGUUGAAUCAAUGUUUAGAAUCUUUAGUUCAAAAAGUUCAGAGUGGUGUAGUUAUUAAUUUUGAAAAAACCGGACCAGAUCCACUUUCUAUUGGAGAAGAUGGACUUAUGGAUUCAUGUAGACCAAGCAAUUCGUUUGCUGCUCAGCCAUGGCACAGUUGUCAUAAACUCAUUUAUGUACGACCUAACUCUAAAACUGGUAUUCCUGUUGGACAUUGGCCAAUUCCAGAAUCUUUCUGUCCAGAUCAGAAUUUACCUUCACUACCUCCACGAACAUCUCAUCCUGUUGUGAGGUUCUCCUGUGUAGAUUGUGAGCCAAUGGUAAUAGACAAACUUCCCUUUGACAAAUACGAACUUGAACCUUCACCCUUAACUCAGUACAUCUUGGAACGAAAGUCUCCUCAUACCUGCUGGCAGGUAUUUGUUACUAGCAGUGGAAAAUAUAAUGAACUUGGAUAUCCAUUUGGUUAUUUAAAAGCCAGUACAACUUUAACUUGUGUAAACCUCUUUGUGAUGCCUUACAACUACCCAGUUUUACUUCCUCUUUUAGAUGACUUGUUUAAAGUUCACAAGCUUAAGCCAAAUCUGAAGUGGCGACAGGCUUUUGACAGCUACUUAAAAACUCUGCCUCCGUACUACUUAUUACCAUUAAAGAAAGCACUAAGGAUGAUGGGAGCUCCAAAUCUGAUAUCAGAUAAUUUAGAUUGUGGACUUAGUUACAGUGUUAUCUCUUACCUUAAAAAACUCAGCCAACAGACCAAACUAGAGUCAGAGCGAAUACUAGCAUCAGUGGGGAAGAAACCUCCCCAGGAAAUUGGAAUCAAAGUGAAAAAUCAUUCUGGAGGUGGCAUGUCUUUGACUCACAAUAAAAAUUUUAGAAAACUAUUGAAAGAAAUCACAGGGGAAACUGCACUGAGACUGACAGAGCUGAAUACCAAAGAAUUUGCUGGCUUUCAAGUAGGGCUCUUAAACAAGGAUUUGAAACCUCAGACAUACAGAAAUGCUUAUGAUAUUCCACGUAGAGAUCUCUUAGACCAGUUGACCAGAAUGAGAUCCAAUCUGCUGAAAACGCACAAGUUUAUUGUUGGACAAGAUGAAGAUUCUCUUCAUAGUGUUCCGGUCGCACAAAUGGGUAACUAUCAGGAAUAUCUGAAGACGCUGCCUUCUCCUCUACGAGAGAUUGAUACAGAUCAACCAAAAAGACUUCAUACUUUUGGCAAUCCAUUUAAACAAGAUAAGAAGGGAAUGAUGAUUGAUGAAGCAGAUGAGUUUGUAGCAGGGCCACAAAACAGAGUGAAACGUCCUGGAGAACCCAGCAGUCCUAUCUCAUCUAAGAGAAGGCGGAGUAUGUCUCUGCUGUUGAGGAAACCACAAACACCGCCUACUGUAACUAACCAUGUGGGCGGAAAGGGACCACCCUCAGCCUGGUGGUUCCCAUCUUAUCCAAACCUCAUAAAACCCACCCUUGUACAUACAGAUGCUACUUCCAUUCAUGAUAUCCAUGAAGAGAAGAUGGAAAAUGGUCAAACCCCACCUGAUGGCUUUUUGUCAAAAUCUGCUCCACCAGAGCUUAUGAAUAUAACAAGAGAUGGUAUUCCACCCAACCAAUUGGAUUCUCUGUCUGAUGACUUCAGUGGCCUCAGAAAAGAUGGACUGAUUCACAAACCUCGUAAUAAUGCAGUUGUAGGAGGAGCCAAAAAUUGUAAUCUCUCUGUAGAUGACCGAAAAGUCACAGUAGCAUCUACUUUGGGAACUGAGCAAAAUACAUUGCAAAUAACUCCUGCUAUGGCACAAGGAAUCAAUGCUGAUAUAAAACAUCAAUUAAUGAAGGAAGUUCGAAAGUUUGGACGAAAGUAUGAAAGAAUUUUUAUUUUGCUUGAAGAAGUGAAAGGACCUCUGGAGAUGAAGAAACAGUUUGUUAAAUUUACCAUCAAGGAAGCUGCAAGGUUUAAAAGACGAGUCUUAAUUCAGUACCUUGAGAAGGUACUAGAAAAAAUAGAUUCCCACCAUCUUCCCAACAAUAUUAAUCACAUCAACAGCAGAUCACCAUGUUAA